Aspergillus chevalieri is the source of this 408-nucleotide messenger RNA. It is a transcript of the gene RSM19, whose product is annotated as mitochondrial 37S ribosomal uS19m domain-containing protein. The coding region runs from base 1 to 408 and encodes 135 amino acids. NCBI's taxonomy places the organism in Eukaryota, Fungi, Ascomycota, Eurotiomycetes, Eurotiales, Aspergillaceae. Gene Ontology annotation, biological process: translation; ribosomal small subunit assembly. Gene Ontology annotation, cellular component: cytosolic small ribosomal subunit; ribosome. The transcript is spliced from 4 exons. Gene Ontology annotation, molecular function: RNA binding; structural constituent of ribosome. The record is from RefSeq and is a predicted model, not a curated record.
AUGCUAUGUUCUGUUGUGCACACAACUAUGCAGUGCUUACAUAAUUCGGAACAAUUUGAACAAAAGAUCCAUAUCGCAAACACUCCGCAGACAACACUCGAAGCAAUACAGACCAUUGCCAAAAUGUUCCCUACUCGCGCGCUCUUUGCGCGGUCGGUCUGGAAGGGCCCGAAUAUCGUUCCCCUUCCUCUCCCCCGCCAAGUCCCCCCACCACCGAACCACCCUCCGAUCAAGACGCAAAAGCGAGCCGCAACCAUCCUCCCGAACUUUGUGGGCCUGAAAUUCGCCGUGCAUAAUGGGAAGACGUACCAUGAGGUCGUAAUUACCGAGGAGAUGGUUGGGAGGAAGCUGGGGGAGUAUGUUCCCACGCGGAAGAGGUUCACGUAUAAGCUGUCGAAGAACAAAUAG